Haliotis rufescens (red abalone) is the source of this 3734-nucleotide messenger RNA. Its product is annotated as ER degradation-enhancing alpha-mannosidase-like protein 3. Gene Ontology annotation, biological process: endoplasmic reticulum mannose trimming; mannose trimming involved in glycoprotein ERAD pathway; carbohydrate metabolic process. The record is from RefSeq and is a predicted model, not a curated record. NCBI's taxonomy places the organism in Eukaryota, Metazoa, Mollusca, Gastropoda, Lepetellida, Haliotidae. Gene Ontology annotation, cellular component: membrane; endoplasmic reticulum. Gene Ontology annotation, molecular function: calcium ion binding; mannosyl-oligosaccharide 1,2-alpha-mannosidase activity. The transcript is spliced from 22 exons. The coding region runs from base 122 to 3592 and encodes 1156 amino acids.
UUCACUUCUGACAUGGCAGGCCAGAAUGAAAACAUUAAAAUGACAGCCUCAAAGUAAUUGAAUAUACAGUCUUCCAUUUAUAAAGACCGGUAAUCCCACGACCCGGUUGGUUAGGAGAAACAUGGAUCGACAACAUACAGUCAUGUUUGUGAUGUUUAUUGCUGUUGUAAUAAUUUUACUUGAUGAUUCUGCUUUGGCCUUGUCAUCGACAGAAAAGAACAGCGUGAAAUUAAAAGUAUUAGAGAUGUUCGACCAUGCUUAUGGCUCUUAUAUGAACCAUGCCUACCCCGGGGACGAGCUGAUGCCCCUGAGUUGCAAAGGCCGAUACCGGGGCACCCAGCCGAGCAGGGGCGACAUUGAUGACUCUCUUGGCAAUUUCACCCUGACUCUUAUCGACACUCUGGACACUUUGGCAGUGCUGGGGAGGAUAGAGGAGUUCGAGCAUGCUGUCAGACUAGUUCUUCAAGACUCUCGCUUUGAUGCUGAUGUUGUUGUCUCAGUCUUCGAAACCAACAUCCGAGUUCUUGGAGGCCUCUUGGGCGGACAUGUUGUGGCCACCUACCUCAAGAAGAAAGGGAAGGCCUUGUUGUGGUACAACAGUGAGCUCUUGGAGAAGGCCAAGGAAGUCGGCGAUCGGCUGCUGCCGGCCUUCAAUACCACCACCGGCAUUCCAUACCCCAGGGUGAAUCUGCUGCGUGGAGUAGACAGCACCAUCCUGUCUCAGCACAAGGACACGUGUACUGCUUGUGCUGGCACCAUGCUGCUGGAGUUCGCUGCCCUCAGUCGUCUAACAGGGGAGCGGAUAUAUGAGGAUAAGGCUAGGAAAGCAAUGGACUAUUUGUGGAAACAGCGCCAUCGAACAAGCGAUCUCAUGGGGCUGGUUAUCAACAUACACAAUGGUGACUGGAUUCGCCGAGAGAGUGGCGUGGGUGCUGGCAUUGACUCCUACUAUGAGUAUGUGUUGAAGUCCUACAUCCUGCUGGGGGAUGAGACCUACUUGGACCGCUUCAAUAAGCACUACAGUGCCGUGAUGAGGUACGUGAGUCAGGGCCCCUUGCUGGUGGAUGUCCACAUGCACAAGCCCAUGGCCGCCUCCCGGAACUUCAUGGAUGCUCUGCUGGCCUUCUGGCCCGGACUGCAGGUGCUGAAGGGAGACAUCCGGCCGGCCAUCGAGACACAUGAGAUGCUGUACCAAGUCAUACAGAGACACAACUUCUUACCAGAGGCUUUCACAACCGAUUUUCGAGUUCACUGGAGCCAUCAUCCUCUGAGGCCCGAAUUUGUGGAGUCCACCUACUUCCUAUACAAGGCUACAGGUGACCCCCACUACCUGGAGGUUGGCAAACAAGUGGUGGAGAAUCUCGACAAGAUGGCCCGGGUACCCUGUGGAUUUGCUGCCAUCAAGGAUGUCACCACGCUUAGACAUGAGGACCAAAUGGACUCCUAUGUAUUAGCGGAGACGUUCAAGUAUCUGUACCUGCUGUUUGCUGAGAAGGAGGAGAUGGUUUUGGACAUCGACGACUACAUCUUCACCACCGAGGCCCACCUCCUGCCCCUCACGCUGUCUGUACAGAACACGUCCAGCAUCCCUAAGAUUAAUGCAGAGGCUUAUCGCAAUCUGGAGAAGACUUUUCGCUCCGAGCAGACAACUGACCUCAACCCCAACCAGGUGGCGAGAGAGAUGGAGGACGAGGAUGACGAGUACAACACAUGCCCCAACUUCCAGGUGCAGAUCCCGGGGGGCAUCACCUACGCCCACUCUCUGCGGAAUCAGAUGAAGAACCUUGUGGACAGAGUCAGCCCCCGACCUCGCAGUAGGAACCAGCCAAAGCUGCAGGCGUCGGAGUUCAUCGCAGGGAACAAGGCACACCUGGACAUGCUCCAUCAGAUGGGCAUCCGCAUUGCCACCAUGUCUGAUGGACGCAUACAGCUGCUGCACACAGCAUCCGAGGCUGCCACUCCUGAUGAUGCAGAAGAUGGGAUGAAGUUUAUGCAGGAGAUGAUUGAACUCUCGAAGACACAGUCACCAGAGGCCCAGCAUGACCCAAUGUUCGUGCAGCUCGUGUCGGCGCCAUUCUACGGAUCUGUGUUCUACAGAGCAGGGCCAGCACAGUUUGGAUACGAUCUCAAAGUCUCACCACCUAUUCAGGGCAAGCUAGCUAUAGCAUCCCCGUUCAAGGCUUGCAGCCCCAUGGCGAGCCCCCACACAGUGCAGGGGAAGAUUGUCCUGCUGGAGAGGGGAGACUGUAUGUUUGUGGACAAGGCGAGAAAUUUACAAAAGGCUGGAGCUGUCGGAGGAAUUGUUCUGGACCAGAAUGACGGCAGUACCAGUGAGAGCCAGACUCUGUUUGCCAUGUCGGGGGACGGACAGACGGACAUCACGAUCCCUAUGGUAUUUCUCUUCAAGAAGGAAGGCAGUGCAAUCAUCUCAGCGCUGUCUCAGGACAAUGACAUGCAGGUGCUGCUGACAAAAGAAGCCAAGUCGAGGGACACAUUCAAUCCACCCCCCGAGAAGACCCCUGCUGGACCCCAGGUGGGUCAGCAAGACGUACACCCAGAGAAGGUGCCUGAUCAGACUCCCCCACCCCACACCACCCUCCGCCACGAGCCCCCACAGGGAGCCAGGGUGGGUCUGGACGAAGUCUACUCCUACCAGUCCUCCUCCAGGAAAGUACGCAUGGAGAUCAAGGUUUCGGGAGAAGCGGAUACAGAUGUGUUUCAUAGUGUUGAGGAAGGAGAGAAAGAAACCACGGAAUCUGUUACUGCAGAGGAAAAUGUGUUACAAUUUGACACUUUACCUGAUGGUUCGAAACAGUUGUCCUUCAAGGUCGACAAGAACCAGCAGGAGGAUAAUACACAGCCAGAGUUGAAUCAGAUUUAUGUCAACUUGGUUCAAGCUUUACAAGAAAAAACUAAUUUUGAAAAAUUAAGCAAUCAGGGGGAUUACCUUAUAGCGAUAGCCCGGUUUUUAGAAUCGGCCUACUUUGGGAUGGAUCGGGUAGAUAACAAAGCUCAAGAAUUAAUAGAAAAGUUAGCAGUUGAGUUAAAGUUUCUAACUGAGAAGUCCACAAAACCUAGUGCAGAAUCACAAAGUGUGAAAAACGAGCAUAUGGAUUUUGAAACUGCCAAACAGCUUCACUAUGCAACUGUUGAAGAAUUAUAUGAAACCAACUCAGGAAAAAGGACAGAAGAUAGCUCAAAACACAAUCCAUAUAUUCAGACCAAAUUUGCUGAAGAAUCUUCUAAACACUUUGGUGCCAAAGUGGAUGAUCAAGGUGUACUUACGUUUACUAUAGAACAAGGGGAGGCAAAUGCCGCGGGAUUAGCACAGUCACAUAAAUUGGAUUCAGGUAUCAGGGAUGACUCACAACAUUCGAAAGAGAAAGGGACUAUAGGUGAGGAAGAGGCUAGCACAUUAGAGGUUAUAACAAAGGAUGGUGUAGUGAAAGUUAUAGAGAGGAAUUCCCAGGGACAAGCAAUAAGGACUACAGAAACAGUGGCCGACAUUCCUUCAGACGCUCAGGAGUCCUUCACCACACAAGAUGCCAAUGAUUCGCCAACUGCUUCCAUGGAUCACAAAGAUGAACUUUGAACAUGGUGCUAGUCCAAAUCACAUUAAAAUCAGACCUCAGUUCUCGCUACCAUUAAUCAAAGAUCUGAGGACAUCCCAUUAGGGGUCACGUCAGAACGACCUUUCAUCCGACCAACCAGAGCAUUGCUUACCAGAUUAUGAA